Molecule: messenger RNA, 957 nt
Organism: Geodia barretti
Lineage: Eukaryota; Metazoa; Porifera; Demospongiae; Tetractinellida; Geodiidae
Source: the annotation of a GenBank genome assembly
AUGGUGGGGCUCGCAGCGGCUCGCGGGCGGGUGCUGCGGGAAGCGGUGUUCGCGGAUCGCGAUCUGCCUCCCUUCGACCGGGCCGGAGACCGCAUUACCGCCCGGGGCGCCGAAGUGCGGGCCGGAACCAAACUGCUCGAAGCCGGAGGCCGCGUGUCGGCGGCCGCGCUCGGCCUGCUCGCUACCGUCGGCAAGGUGGAGGUCGCGGUCGGCCGGCGGCCGCGCGUCGCGGUCUUCUCCACCGGGGACGAGCUACGGCAUCCGCGCACCGCCACCCCGCGCCCGGCGCAAAUCCGCGACGCCAACAGUCACAUGAUCGCCGCGCGUUGCCGCGGCCUGGGGCUUCCGACCCGGCGGCUCGGUUUUGCACCGGAUGAUCCGCAAAAGCUCGCCGAGACGAUCGCUUCGGGACUCCAAUCCGAUGUGCUCUUCAUCUCCGGCGGGGUGUCCAUGGGGCGCUACGACUACGUCGAACCGGUGCUCGAGGCGGCCGGGGUCCGGCUCCUCGUCACCGCCGUCGCGAUCCGCCCCGGCAAGCCCUUUGUCUUUGGAAUCACCGGGGAAUCCCGGCCAAUUCUGGUGUUCGGGCUUCCGGGAAACCCGGUCUCGGCGCUCACCACCUUCGAAGUCCUGGCGCGUCCGGCGCUCGAAAAGAUGGAAGGGAUCCCCGACCCGCGCUCACCGCGGCCCUCCGUCCGCCUGCUCGCUCCCGUAACCCAGCACGGACCGCGCCGAGCCUUCCUCCCGGCCCGGGUGGGAAUCUCCGAAAACGGCGAGCUGACGGCCCAGCCGAUCCGUUCCCAGGGUUCGGGCGACAUCGCGGCGGUAGCGCUUGCCAACGCCUUCGUGAUCGUGCCCGAGAACGCCGGGACCAUUCCGGCCGGGGAGAGCGUCGCGGCGCACCCGCUUCCGGGCUUUCCUGACGCCGGACCCGGGUGGCAUGAUCCCCGCCGAUGA